Molecule: messenger RNA, 459 nt
Organism: Drosophila innubila
Lineage: Eukaryota; Metazoa; Arthropoda; Insecta; Diptera; Drosophilidae
Exons: 2
Coding region: 62-340 (92 amino acids)
Source: RefSeq, a predicted model, not a curated record
UUACUGAUAUUAUUUCAGCAGGUCGUCUGCUGAUUAGUAUUAACUUUUUCCAAAUCCAAACAUGUCACUGCGUUUGGUAAAUUGUUUGGCUGGUGCCGUUAAGCGCAUUCCCUCAGUCGUAAUGUCUCGUGCCAGCAAUCCAAAGAAUAUCAUUCAAUGUCGCGGAAUGAGCAAGAAGAAGACUGAUGGCACUUGCAAGAAAGACAAGUGUGCUGGAGAUAGCCAGUUCUUUGCUGGCUGCUUUAAGAAAACAGAACGGGCUCCAUGUCCCGAAGUGAAGCAGAAAGCCAGUACUUGCAAGAAUCCGUGCAAAAGUGGGCCAUGCAAGCCUGGAAAAUAGACUCAGGAUACUAAGGAUCAAACGACCUGCUGAUAUACGAUCCAAAUUAAGUAUCUAUUUUAAUUUCAUGAAAGAAUGAUACAAGUCUAAAUAACAGAAUAUACAAUUAAACUUCCAUA